Notodromas monacha is the source of this 3843-nucleotide messenger RNA. The record is from the annotation of a GenBank genome assembly. Lineage: Eukaryota; Metazoa; Arthropoda; Ostracoda; Podocopida; Cyprididae.
AUGAUGAUGAAACCCUCAAGGUCCGGUGUGGUUCAGAAUAAUGGGACAGAGAAACGUGUUUUCUGGCUGGAAGACACACAGCGACACCUAGUUCAAAAUCAUAUGGAAGCUGUCUUUAGCAGUCUGCUGCCUAUCACUGAGGAUGAGAAUGGAGAGAAAAUGUUUUGCUGUUCACCUCAACAAUUUCUGAAUGCUGUGAGCAGUUUAUCAAUAACAAAAUCAGUCAUGGCAAGGUGUCCCACUUGCUACAAGAACUUCAAGCAGUGGGCAGUGCAAAUGGCUUGUCAUCCUUGGCAAUCUGAUUUUAUGACUGUGACAGAAUUUGAUGAAGAAACAUGUGGAGUGAUCACAGCUGAAUUUGGAAUCUACAAAAAUUUCACAUAUGGUGUUUGGGACUCUUGUAGAAAUGUGAUGGAUCCUCAAACUCAAGCCCCUAUAACUCAACUUCUGUGUGGCACUUAUGGAGUAGACUGCACCUAUGAAGAGCUCUUCAGUUACCUGGGAAGCAUGGAAAAUAAAAACACACCCUUUGAAAUCAAUUUCAGGAUGAUAGAAACUGUUGACAGUGAGACAAAGUCAUUUGAAUUCCAGGCCACACCCUGCAACCAAGUGGCUGAGGGUGAAGAAUACUCUUGUGGUUGCACUGACUGUCCUGAUACAUGUCCAGCAUCAUCUUCCUACCCAGACAACUUGUACAUAACAUGGGAAGUGAAUGGAAUUAAUGGAAUGUUCAUUGUUGCUGGAGCCAUGUGGGGAGGAUUCCUCAUCAUAAUCAUCACCAUACUGGUUGUAGGGUUUCAAAGGAGAAAAAACAUUCCUCCUAGCUCACCAGCAGAUAUUGUCAAGCCAAGCAUCUUUGACUAUAUUGGAGCACACUUUGAACACAAGCUUGCUGUAUGGUUCACCAUGCUUGGGAAAGCUGUUUCUGGGAAACCUUACAUGGUCUUGAUUUACUCAACUCUGUUGGUCACAGUACUGAGUUGUUGCAUUCAGUUUUUGGAAGUGACAACUGACCCUGUGGAGCUGUGGUCUUCAGAGAACUCAAGAGGAAGGAAAGAGAAGGACUAUUAUGACUCAAAUUUUGUCCCCUUCUUCAGACCAGAACAAAUCAUAGUCAAAGCAAAGGGAUAUGAGAAGAUUGUUGAAAACACUACUGGUGAGCCAAUGGAAUGGGGCCCAGCAUUCAAUCAGUCCUUCUUCCUGGAUGUCUUUGACUUGACUGAAUACUUGACAAAUCAGUUGACUGCUGAGAUCACAGAUGGAGAAAAUACCCUCAAUGUUGGCCUCAAGGAUGUUUGUUUCCAGCCAUUGUUCCCUGACAAAAAGUUUUGCACAGUCCAGUCAGCCUUUGAGUACUUCAAGAACAACAGAGAAGUGAUUAAGGAUGAAGAGUCAUUUUUCAAGAGACUUACCUCAUGCAUCAAAGACAACUUCAUCCAAACCUCUUGUCUGGGACAGUUUGGAGGACCAGUGGACCCAAAGCUGGCAUUUGGAGGUUUCUGGAAAGAGAAAUCUCUUCCAUUAAGUCAAGCCAAUGUUUCAGAGGCAGACACCCUGAUUGUAACAUUUGUGGUGAACAACCAUUAUGAUAAAAACCUGGUGAAACCUGCUAUGGCUUAUGAGGAGGUUUGGCUGAAAUAUGUUGAAGAAUGGAGGGACAUGAGGAAGAACCUGAGUGAUCUUGGACUUGCCCCAGAGGUUGAAGUGGCCUUCAGAGCAGAGAGGUCCAUUGAGGAUGAACUUGGGAGACAGACUGAGGGUGACAUUCCUACUGUCAUAAUUUCCUAUUGCAUAAUGUUCUUGUACAUUACUGUCACACUGGGACAGCCAAGGGGUUGGUCAACCAUGUUUGUGGACAGUCAGAUGAUGGUGGGACUUGGUGGAGUGCUGAUGGUGCUUGCCUCAGUGGCAGCAUCUGUGGGCUUCUUUGCUGUGGUCAAGGUUCCUGCAACACUCAUCAUCAUAGAAGUUAUCCCCUUCCUAGUGUUGGCUGUGGGAGUGGACAACAUUUUCAUCUUGGUGCAGGCCUACCAAAGGUCUGAAAGAGGAAAGGGGGAGAGUGUGGAAGACCAUGUUGCAAGAGUCUUGGGACAUGUUGGUCCUUCAAUGCUGCUUUCUGCAGCAGCAGAAUCAAUUUGCUUCUUUCUGGGUGGUUUGUCAGACAUGCCAGCAGUGAAAGCAUUUGCUUUGUAUGCUGGGUUUGCCCUUCUUUUUGACUUCUGCCUUCAGAUUACUGCUUUUGUGGCCCUGAUGACAAUUGACAUCAAGAGGCAGGAGGCCAACAGGAUUGACUUCCUUUGCUGUACAAAGAACUGCAACAAGUUGAGCAAAGAAAAAAAGAACACCAAAGGGCUUCUCUACCAACUAUUCAAGACUGCCUAUGCCCCAUUCCUCAUGAUGUUUCCCAUCAGGGCUGUUGUCCUGGUCUUAUUUUCAACUUGGUUCACUAUUAGCCUUGCAUUGGCUCCCAAUGUGAAAGCUGGUCUGGAUGAAAAGCUGUCCAUGCCAGAGGACUCAUAUGUCAUUGACUACUUCAAUUCAAUGUAUGAGAACUUCUAUGUUGGCCCACCAACUUACUUUGUGGUCAAGGAUGGUUUCCCAAUGCUGAAUGAAAAAGCACAGAACAGGCUUUGUGCUUAUGUUGGAUGCAAUGUUGACUCCUUGGCAUCACAGAUUUUCUUUGCUCAGCAGCAGCCAACUGAGACUCACAUUGCAACCACUGCCAUGUCUUGGAUGGAUGACUAUUUUGAUUGGUUGAGAACUGAGACUUGCUGCAAAAUAGAUGAAGAUGGGAAUUUCUGCAAACCAGGAUCAAACAUAUGUUUUGGAACAAAGUUUGAAGUUUGGGGUACCCCUGAAUAUCAAUGCUGCUUCAAAAUUAUAUGCAAUAUCACAUCUUCUUCAACAGGAUCAUCAAAAUGUGUUGGAGUUUGUGUUGAAAAGUACAGGCCCAAUGCAGAGCAGUUCCUGAAAUUUCUACCAGACUUUCUAAAGGCAAACCCUGCAGGACAAUGCAUCAAAGGAGGUCAUGCUGCUUAUGGGAAUGCAGUCAAAUUGGUCACUGAAGAAAAUGGGAACUUGACCAUUGGAGCAAGCUACUUCAUGACCUACCAUUCCAUGAUGAAAAACUCAGAGGAAUACUAUGAAGCUCUGAGACUUGCAAGAUUCAUUGCAGACAAUAUCACAUCCAUGCUAAAUGAAGACUUUCCCUCUGAAGAUGGCAGAAAGUAUGAAGUGUUUCCCUACAGUAUCUUCUACUUGUAUUAUGAACAAUACCUGACCAUGUGGAGGGAUGUUGUCCAGUCACUGGCAGUCUCUGUGGUGGCAGUUUUUCUUGCCAGCUUUGUCUUCCUGGGCUUUGAUUUGCACUCAGCAUUGAUUGUGCUGGUGACUAUUGUGAUGAUCAUGGCUGUUGGAAUAGCUGUGGAAUUCUGCAAUCACAUCAUCAGGGCUUUUGCAGUUUCUUCCAAAGUGACCAGGCUGGAGCGUGCAACAUAUGCACUUGUAGAAAUGGGAAGCUCAGCUGUUGGAAUAGCUGUGGAAUUCUGCAAUCACAUCAUCAGGGCUUUUGCAGUUUCUUCCAAAGUGACCAGGCUGGAGCGUGCAACAUAUGCACUUGUAGAAAUGGGAAGCUCAGUAAGUUGUAUGAGUACUGUCAGGAAUAACUCUGACAAAACUUGGAGCAUAACACCGGGACCCCAAACGAGCCCCAAAGCCAGCCUUGGGAAGAGAAAAGUUUUGGAGAAUCUUUCAAAGUCCAGCAGGGCUGAGAUUUGGACAGAAGUUGUACUGGUGCCUGCAUCAUCAGUUACAAACGCUGGGUUUGUUCCAGAGAGUCCAUGA